AUGCCCGAAGACGCGAAGGCGUUCUCUAGUCGAAAAUAUUUGCGCCUAAGUCGUCUAAAUUGCACGCGAAAGUCGAAAAAAAAAAAGAAGAAAAUUCAAACGGCUCGCACCAUGCGCCACAAUUGGCGUGCGCGCAAGAAAGACCGCCCGGUGCUCCAGCAGUUCUCUCUCCGGCUGUACCGCGCCAUGUCCAAGAGCGGCUCGAACGUGUUCGUGUCGCCCUUCGGCACGGCCGUGGCCCUGGUCAGCGCUCUGGCGGGCUCCAGGGGCGACACGGCGGACCAGAUCCUCAAGGCCCUGGGGGUGUCCAACGAGGACGAGCUCCUGCACGAGUUUGACUCCAUAGGCCGGGCCCUGGGACAGCUGUCCGAGAACCACGUCGGCCUCGCCAACAAGAUGUACCUCUCGACCAGCCUCGAGCUCGCAGACUCCUUCAAGGAGGCCAUCCACCGAGACUUCUACGCCCAGGUCGGAAUCGUAAACUUCCAGGGAGACCCUACCCUGGCCGUCAAAGAGAUCAACUCCUGGUUCCAGCGGGUCACGGCCCACAAGAUGAACGCCAUCGUCGACGUGACGGACAUCAACUACCUCACGCGAGUCCUUAUGGUGAGCACGGCCUACCUGCGCUGCCUGUGGCUGGACAAGUUCUCUGAGAUCUACACCACACCUAUGCCCUUCUACACCGACGAAGGCGAAGUCAUGGUCCAGACCAUGUGCUCGCGACGGAUCUGCAAUUACUGCCACGUGGAACGCCUUAGCUGUAGGGUCCUGGAGCUUCCCUGCAUGCUGGACCAGCUGGAACUCCUCAUCCUGCUACCAGACGUACAGUCGGACUUGGAUUUUAUUGAAGACAAUAUUCUUGCCGAGGACGUUCAAAGUUUCGAGAGGAUGUACACGCGCAAUCCUCUAGACAUCAUGCUGCCCAAGUUCACUCUGGACCAGCUAGUGACCCUGGUACCUUACCUGCAUGACGUGGGCGUCAGGGACAUUUUUGACAAAGAACGUUCGGACCUCACGGGCAUCUCAGACGAGCGAGACUUGUGCGUGCACGACUUCCUGAGCAAGUCGCGUUUUGAGGUCACCGACGAGGAUCCGGUCCGGCUCAACCUGCACGUGGGCACCCUGAAGCUGGAGAAUCGCACCGACCUGGCCACCUUCGAGGUCAACAAGCCCUUCAUGUUCCUGGUGAUCGAGAAGCGACGCAAGAGCAUCCUCUACCUGGGAUGCCUUCGGAGGCCACCUCACUAUUAA
Messenger RNA from Ixodes scapularis (black-legged tick), 1251 nucleotides. RefSeq names its product leukocyte elastase inhibitor-like. Gene Ontology annotation, molecular function: serine-type endopeptidase inhibitor activity. The transcript has 5 exons. NCBI's taxonomy places the organism in Eukaryota, Metazoa, Arthropoda, Arachnida, Ixodida, Ixodidae. The coding region runs from base 1 to 1251 and encodes 416 amino acids. The record is from RefSeq and is a predicted model, not a curated record.